Messenger RNA from Dreissena polymorpha, 5852 nucleotides. Its product is annotated as E3 ubiquitin-protein ligase MARCHF8-like. Bases 786 to 2012 code for a protein of 408 amino acids. Gene Ontology annotation, cellular component: late endosome membrane; early endosome membrane; lysosome. The record is from RefSeq and is a predicted model, not a curated record. The transcript is spliced from 5 exons. Gene Ontology annotation, molecular function: MHC protein binding; ubiquitin protein ligase activity; zinc ion binding. Gene Ontology annotation, biological process: antigen processing and presentation of peptide antigen via MHC class II; immune response; protein polyubiquitination. NCBI's taxonomy places the organism in Eukaryota, Metazoa, Mollusca, Bivalvia, Myida, Dreissenidae.
AAGAGAAGAAAAUAUACAUGCAAAACGCCUUGAAAAGCAGCUAGAAGAUUUCAAAAAGAAAGAAGAUAUGGAAAGGAGGAGAAUUGCUAAACUAGAAAAAGAAACACUUGAUAUGACUUUUUACGGGUUAUGGCAGAAUGAACAACAGAUGGAAGAUGCCCUUUAUAAAAUUAAAUCCAAAACUGAACAAGAAAAAGCUUUAAAAGUUCAACUAAGAUUUAGAAAGAAUGUUUUUAAACAACAAUGUAGUGAAGAUAUUUACAAAAUGAGCUCAACCAUUAAUGGAAAAAGAAUAAGCUUAUCUGUCGAUAAACUAAAAGAAAAAGUAAUUAUACUAAUGAACAAAGCAAAGGAAAUUCCUGCAUCUGAAACGCUACAUGACUUGGUUGGUAGAAAUAUAAUGCACAGAUUUAUAGAAGAAAAUGGACAGUACAAAUGGUACAAUGGAACAGUUAUCUCUCAGGUUCCUGGCUUUCCGGAAUGGUUCAACCUGAAAUAUGAGGAUGAUGACGAUAUAUACACGGCAAGGCUAGAAGAGGAGUUCCAGGAUGGUGACGUUUUGAUCCGUGUUUAGAAUAUAAGAAAGGCCCACCUGUACUGCCUGCAGACUAAUACCUGGCCCGCUAUAUUGGAUUUUUGCUGGCAACUUUAUUGUUGGCUGAAUAAAGUCAUCAGCCUUUUUGUGAGCGUACCAGUAUAUAUAAGGUAACAAAUUUGUACACAGCAACAAUGCUGUGGACACAUGAGAAAAAGCGUUUAAUUCCAGCCAGUGGUAGAAUGGGAUAAUGCCAGUCACACAGAUAGCUAUUGUGCCCAAUACACUGUCAGCUGUUGCCAUGGAAACUAUGGGAGGACUUGAUGGGGAUGUGGACAGUGUGACCCCAAGGGGCCAUCUGUCAGGGGAUAUAGUGAAGAAGGGAUCUGAUGUGAACUGUGGUACUGAGGACAGUGACCUGUCUAGUGCCUGCCCAAGCGCGGGUGAAGGGCAUGAGUUCCCUGCACCCCUGGAGGGUCCAAGGCCAGUACUGGUGGCCUGGGGACAGGACAGCAGCCCCCACAUUGAGGCUAAAACAGUGAUACUUCAGGACACAAAUUCAGACUUUAUGUCAGAUGACAUCAGUACACCGUCGGACCUGUCGGUUGCACUUGAACAUUCUGGGACUCCGGCAGAAUCAGAGCAGUCCCCGUCAUCAGAUACCAAAAACACUAGCAACACUGCUGCUGCUGUUGUUGUUGCUGCUGACAAGAAUACUAACAGUCGCCGGAGUGGCAAGAAGAAAGGCAAGCCUAUGUCUAUUAGAAAGAAAGACACCGAGACACAGGAGACUUUGCACCCGAACUCACCAACGCCAAUGCCAACAGAGCGCUGUGACUCUUCGCUGUCCAACAUGGACGCAUGUCGGAUCUGCCAGUGUGACAGCUGUGAGAUCCUAAAGGACUCCCCUUUGGUGGCACCCUGCCUCUGCUCUGGCAGCCUGAAGUUCGUACAUCAGGCCUGCCUACAAAAGUGGAUCAAGAGCUCUGACAAACUUUCCUGUGAGCUCUGCCACUUUGAGUACCAGAUGACGAAGAAAACAAAACCAUUCCGAGAGUGGGAGAAGCUGGAGAUGACCCCCCAGGAGCGUCGUAAGGUCGUGUGCAGCGUGACGUUUCAUGUGAUAGCCAUCACGUGCGUGGUGUGGUCUCUGUACGUGCUCAUAGACCGCACCACAGAGGAGGUGGAGGCGGGCUCCCUGCUCUGGCCCUUCUGGACCAAACUGAUUGUGGUGGCCAUCGGCUUCACAGGUGGGGUGGUCUUCAUGUACGUGCAGUGCAAGAUGUACCUGAGCCUGUGCAAGAAGUGGCGCAUGUACAACAAGGUGAUCCUGAUCAGCUCUGUGUCGGAGGGCCACCGCUGGAGGACCAACCAUGAGGGCGUGCUCAAGAUACAUCAAAAACAGGCCAUCAUGGAGGAGGGCAGACAGACAAACUUUGACGUGUUCACUAUUGUGCAGGAGACAGAAAAUGUUUGAUGAUGUGUUAUGGUUGCGACUGCAACCACGCUUACUAUUUGUUGAUCUUACUACAGUCUAAGGGCAAGUCCACAAACCAUGACUUGACACAAGGUGUGGUAAACUGAACCCUUUCUGGACCAAAUCCCAUUUAACUUGCCAGUGAACUACAAAUUAAUACUUACCGGUAAUGUGAAUAUUAAAAAAUACAUAUGAGGGCCAGUUUUCUGGAAAUUAUGCCUAGACCUUGUGUACCUUUAUUGACUUUUUCUAGAGCUUACCAACUUUUGCAGAGACAGUUACUAAGUUUUUCACACUCCCUUAAACCUCCAAAUGGAUUGUCAGACUUAUUAAAUUGUCAUUUCGAGUUUAAAUCUUGUCAGACAUCUGGCAAAUCUGUAAAUAAUCCUGAUACCUUUAAAUUAUCCUAUGCUUGUCAGAGAGUCUGACAUUUGCAAAUUGCAUUCUGAAUGUUUGUUAUAGUUGUCUGACUGACAGGCAGUUGGAGUCUAAAAGUCACGUGCUUUUGUUGUGAUAAAAGACUUGAAAUUCUAAACAUGAGUAAUUUUUUUAAAUAUUGUAUUGUGUCCUGGUGUUUAGUUGUAAGUCGUUAAAUUUUAUGACUGAUUGAUGCAGGAUAUCAUUACAAACUUUGUUUUAAAAGAAUGGGGAUUUUUAAUUGAAGUUUUAAUUUGGAAAUUGUGUUGACAUUUUAAUAUUGCUUGGUCAUUUAGUGCAUAAUUUAACUACUUUGCAUCACACAUUACAGGGUCUUCUUUCAACAAAAUGAAAUGUGCUAUGCCGUUGUUUUUUGUUGCAAGAAAAAUGGUACGUUUUAAUGCUGGUUGUUUGCUGACAAAUGGUAAUUGCUCUGAUCUGUGAUAAACUAGACUGUAUACAAUUAUCGUACAUGCAUAAUUUCAGCAGUGUAAUGACUGAUGGUUUUAUUUUGUAUUCUUUACCUCCAGUUAUGUACAGGUCUGUUUGUGUCUGGAUAGAAUUGUUUGAAUGCAACUCAGUCGGUUUUGAUUGCCUGAGGUGAAAUGUGUAAACUCCAUAAAUUGUAUAAUGAAAAUCGUAUACUUGAAUCAAGGACAUUAGAAUCUGUUUGUUUUUUAAAGUUAUAAUGUUAAAUAUAGUGUACACAUUCAUAAACUACAAUAAGUACACCUGUCAUAAAUUGAUUUUCAAAUGUGCUUAAAUAUAGGUCAAUAUAUUGCAAAUUUACUGUAAAUGUUUAUCCCGCAUUAUGCAUGUAGAAUGAAGUCACUGAAAGUGUGUUGAAGAACUUAGUUGUCAAUCAUGAAACUAUUAUGUCCGAUAUAGAAAUGUUUGGAGGUACAAUAGAUUAAUUCAUAACUUUUACUGUGCUCAUUAUUUUAUUUGCAGCUUCUUAUUGAAUUAACAUUAUUAUUUUAAGAACUUGUGCAUGUUAUUUGCUUAUAAUUUUUGUUGCAUGUACUUAGUAUAGAACAUAGAAAGUAAAUUUGCAUUUUAUGACGGUUUACCUGCUUAACACAUAAAUGUUUAAUAUAUGGCAUGAACACAAAUUAUUAUUUAUAGUGAAUGUAUUUAACAUUCACAUCUUUUUAGCUCACCUGAGCACAACGUGCUCAUGGUGUGCUUUUGUGAUCGCCUUUUGUACGUCGUCCGUCGUGCGUUGUCCGUCGUGCUUUGUCCGUUGUGCGACGUCAACAUUUGCCUUGUUCACUCUCUAGAGGCCACAUUUAUUAUCCAAUCUUCAUGAAAUUUGGUCAGAAGAUUGGUUUCAAUGAUAUCUUGGAUGAGUUCGAAAAUGGUUCAUUUGCUUGAAAAACAUGGCUGCCAAGGGGCGGGGCAUUUUUCCUUAUAUGGCUAUAUAUGGCUAUAGUAAAAUCUUGUUAACACUCUAGAGGCCACAUUCAUUGUCUGAUCUUCAUGAAACUUGGUCAGAAGAUUCAUCCAAUAAUAUCUUGGACGAGUUCGAAAAUGAUGCUGGUUGGUUGAAAAACAUGGCCGCCAGGGGGCGGGGCAUUUUUCCUAAUAUGGCUAUAGUAAAACGUUGUUAACACUCUAGAGGCCACAUUUAUUUUCCGAUCUUCAUGAAACUUGCUCAGAAGAUUUGUCUUACUGAUAUCUUUGAUGAGUUCAUAAUGGUAACCUUUGCUUGAAAAACAUGGCUGCCAAGGGGCGGGAUAUUUUUCCUUAUAUGGCUAUAUAUGGCUAUAGUAAAAUCUUGUUAACACUCUUGAGGCCACAUUUAUUGUCCAAUCUUAAUGAAACUUGGUCAGAAGAUUCAUCCCAAUAAUAUCUUGGACGAGUUCGAAAAUGAUGCCGGUUGGUUGAAAAACAUGGCCACAAGGGGGCGGAGCAUUUUUCCUUAUAUGGCUAUAGUAAAACCUUGUUAACACUCUAGAGGCCACAUUUAUUGUCCAAUCUUGAUGAAAUAUGGUCAGAAGAUUUGUCUUAAUGAUAUCUUGGAUGAGUUCGAAAAUGAUUACGUUUGCUUGAAUAACAUGGCCGCCAAGGGUCGGGGCAUUUUUCCUUAUAUGGCUAUAUAAGGCUUUUGUAAAAUCUUGUUAACACUCUAGAGGCCACAUUUAUAGUCCGAUCUCCAUGAAACUCGGUCAGAAGAUUCAUCCCAAUAAUAUCUUGAACGAGUUCAAAAAUGAUGCCGGUUGGUUGAACAACAUGGCCACCACAGGGGCGGGGCUAUUUUCCUUAUAUGAGAAUAGUAAAAUCUAAAUUUUGUUAACACUCUAGAGGUCACAUUUAUUUUCCGAUCAUCAUGAAACUUGGUCAGAAGAUUUGUCCCAAUUAUAAUUUGGAUGAGUUCGAAAAUGGUUUUGGUUGCUUUAAAAACAUGGCCACCAGGGGCGGGUCAUUUUUCCUUAUAUGGCUAUAGUAAAACCUUGUUAACACUCUAGGGGCCACAUUUAUUGUCCAAUCUUCAUGAAAUUUGGUCAGAAGAUUGGUCUCAAUGAUAUCUUGGAUGAGUUCGAAAAUAAUUAUGUUUGCUUGAAAAAAAAAUGGCUUCCAAGGGGCGGGGCAUUUUUCCUUAUAUGGCUAUAGUAAAAUCUUGUUAACACUCUAGAGGCCACAUUUACUGUCCGAUCUUCAUGAAACUUAGUCAGAAGAUUGAUCCCGAUAAUAUCAUGAAUGAGUUAAAAAAUGAUGCUGGUUGGUUGAAAAACAUGGCUGCCAGGGGGCGGGGCAUUUUUCCUUAUAUGGCUAUAGUAAAACCUUGUUAACACUCUAGAGGCCACAUUUGUUUUCCGAUCUUCGUGAAACUUGGUCAGAAGAUUAGUCCCAAUAAUAUCUUGUUAUCUCAGGUGAGCGACUUUGGGCCUUUCAGGCCCUCUUGUUUCAUUGUGUCAGUGGUUGUUGAGUUCUGCUGUGAUAUUUUGAGUAAUUUUGUGUUUAAAUAUUCUUAAAGCUUUUAUAAUUGUCUCAAUUUCCUAUCAUAAAUGGUGCUUUAACAUAUUCAAAAUAAUAAAUAGGCUAUAUAAUAUUUUUUUAUUUUCACCACUUCUUAUGAACACACAGGUUAUGUGUGUUGUUUUUUAUUACAAAUUUAUCAACAAUACAUUGAGAAGAGUUGAUAAUGCAAGGAAAUUGCUCUUAUAUAGACACCAAUAUCCAGACAUGUGUGUUGCUUGUUAUAGUUGAUAAUUUCUCCAUAACUACAAGGAAAAUAUUUUCCUUUGUGAGUAUUGUAGUAUUGAUUGUAAUUUCCAUGACAACCCAGUAUAUUAAUGAGUGCAUUGCUGCAAAACAAGUUCUGAGAAAUUGUGGUAAAUUAUACAUUUAUGCCAAUGAAUUUGAACUCCGUAUUGAUGAAACAUAAAGGAAGGGAAAUUGGAUCUAUAAAACAUUCAGUAA